AUGGAACCGAUGGAAGCGCGGGUCGCAAUGCUGCAGGACCUGAAGAUCCAAUCGUUCGACACGAUCCGCUUCGCCUCGUACCGGACGGCCUGCAAGCUGCGCUACGUGCAAAAAUCUACCAACCUGCAUCUGGUCGACAUUUGGAACGUGAUUGAGGCGUUCCGGGAGAAUGGACUGAACACCCUGGAGCCGCAGAAUGAGGUUAGCGUGAGCCGGCUGGAGACGCUCGUGUCCUCGCUCUACCACAACCUCAACAAGCGUCUCCCGCCGACGCAGCAGGUGCACGUCGACUCCAAGGCCAGCCUGCUGCUAAACUGGCUGCUGGCGGCCUACUCCGGCGACAAUUCGGGCAAGAUACGCGUCUUCUCCAUCAAGGUGGCCCUCGCGAUCAUGUGCGCCGGCAAGAUGGUGGACAAAUUGCGUUAUAUUUUCUCACAGAUCUCGGACGGCGCCGGGCAGCUCAUACACUGGAAGCUGGGUGACUUCCUGCGCGAGGUGCUCGCCCUGCCGGCGGCCGUCUUCGAGUCGCCCACUUUCUUCUACAAGGAGGGGCUCGAGUCGGAGAUCUUCCCCGUGGAGAACAAGAUCACGGUGAACGACUUUAUGGCCGGCUUCAUGACCGAACCGGGGCCGGCCUGCCUCGUGUGGAUGCCGCUGCUGCACCGGCUCGCCACCGUCGAAACCGUCGUCCACCCGACCGUCUGCUCCGUGUGCAUGCGGGAGAACUUCACCGGCUUCCGGUACCGGUGCCAGCGCUGCCACGGGUACCAGCUGUGCCAGGACUGCUUCUGGCAGGGGCGCGUCUCGCUCAACCACCAGAACGACCACGAGGUGAAGGAGUACUCGAGCUACAAGAGCCCGAGCAAGCAGAUCGGCCACUCGCUGCGCAAAAGCUUCCGGUGCGUGCCGGACAAACCGAACCAGGCGCUGCCCCGGUUUCCCGAGCAGCCGGAGAAGACGCUCAACCUGUCGCACAUCGUGCCGCCGUCGCCGCUGCCGUCGCACAACGGUUUCCCGGACGGCGGCAUACCGGGACUGUACGACCGAAGCAGCACGCUGGACUCGAGGGCCACCGGACUGUCGCUGGACAGCAACGGAACGUCCGGAACGCGCGGAGCGGUUAAUUCUAACGACGAGGAGCACAGACUGAUCGCCCGAUAUGCGGCACGGCUAGCGCAGGAGACGCGAACGCCGGGCGGCUCGGCACCGGAUCCGGUGCAGAUAGGGCUAGACAGUUCGCGAGCCCAGCGCGAACUGAUCAUGCAGCUCGAGUCGAAGAACAAGGAAAUUAUGCGCGAAAUCCAAAAACUGCGCCGCCAGCAGGAAGCGGAACAGGUGGCGCCGGAAAGUCCGGCGCUGAUGAACGAGCUGCGCGCCCUGCGGCAGCGCAAGGGCGAGCUGGAGGGGCACCUCGGAGCGCUGCAGGACUCCCGCCGGCAGCUGAUGGCGCAGCUCGAGGGCCUGAUGCGGAUGCUCAAGAACCACCAAACCCAGAGUCCCCGCUCGACGCCCAAUUCUAGUCCACGGUCGGGCAAAAGUCCACCGUUACCACAAGGGCCACCGAUGCCAAACCAGGGCCCCCGGCAGGGGCCGAUGAACCCGGGCGGGUCGGGAAUGCCACAGAAUCUGCCGCCCGGCAUGCUUCCACCCGGCGUGGUCAUGCACGGCGGACCGGAUCCUCACAUGGGCGGAAUGGACAUGCGAGGCUACGCUCCGAACGGAAACAACAAUGGUGGCCAUAAUGGUAGCGGUGGUGGUGGUGGUGGUGGUCUCAGAUCGAACACCGCCGCCGUCGCCUGUCCACCAUCGGCCGCCGGACGGUCCGAUCUGCACUACGCGGCCGAUUCCGUCUCGAGCGCGAUGUCCUCGCUGGUGCGAGAGCUCAACUCAGUUUUCUUUCCCCACUACGAUGGACAUCUUCCGCCCGGCGUCAUGCACAAACCGCCGUUGCGCUACUUUUCAGAGGGAUCCGACGACGAUAGUAUUCCGUCGCAGCACGGCAUGCGCCACUCGCUAGAUUUCGAUGAAAUGCACAUGACCACGCACGAGUGGAGUGAAAAGGACAACACACAGUGGCAGGAACAGUUUGCCGCCUGGAGUCUAAACUCUCAAAACCAGUGAACGAAAAGGAGC
Messenger RNA from Anopheles coustani, 2133 nucleotides. Its product is annotated as dystrobrevin beta. Gene Ontology annotation, biological process: synaptic signaling. Lineage: Eukaryota; Metazoa; Arthropoda; Insecta; Diptera; Culicidae. The coding region runs from base 1 to 2121 and encodes 706 amino acids. The transcript has 10 exons. Gene Ontology annotation, cellular component: plasma membrane; synapse. Gene Ontology annotation, molecular function: zinc ion binding. The record is from RefSeq and is a predicted model, not a curated record.